UGCACAGUUUUAUGAUCAAACUGAUGGCAGCAAAAUCCCAACCUUUCUAUCACUGUUACAGGGAACUAAAGAUGAGAACAAGGAUGUGGCUUGGCCCACCUGCGCCAUGUCAACCAACAACCGAUCCAACACCAACUCUUUGCCUUUUCUCCUGACGGGCAUCCCUGGCCUGGAAGGUCUCCACAUGUGGAUUUCCAUCCCAUUCUGCUUUAUGUAUAUCAUGACCUUGCUGGGAAAUAGCAUGGUCCUUCUUGCUGUGAGGCUGGACAAAAGCCUCCAUGAGCCUAUGUACUAUUUCAUUUCCAUGUUGGCUGUCAUCGACCUCAUCUUCUCAACUGCUGUAGUUCCUAAAAUGUUGGGUGUAUUCUGGUUGGACUAAAGAAAGAUUGGUUUUGAGGCCUGCUUCAUCCAGAUGUUCUUCAUCCACACUUUCACUGCAGUGGAGUCAGGGGUGCUCCUGGCAAUGUCCUUUGUCCGCUAUAUAGCCAUCUGCAAACCUCUGAGAUACACCACCACCCUAACGAGCUCAAGGACCAUCCAGAUAGGACUGCUGUCUCUGGCCAGGGCAGCCAGUGUCAUGACACCUUUGAUGUGCCUCCUCACCAGCUUACCCUACUGCAAAACCAGAGUCAUCCCUCAUUCCUACUGUGAGCACAUGGCCGUGGUGGAGCUGGCCUGUGCCGACCUAUCUGUCAGCGAUCUCUACAGCCUCGUUGUGGCAACACUAUUGGUGGGGACAGACUCUGUCUUCAUCACCUUCUCCUAUGGCAUGAUCCUCAGGUCUGUGAUGAGGCUGCCGUCCCAAGAGGCUCGUCUCAAGGCCCUCAGGACCUGCGGGUCCCAUGUUUCCAUCAUCCUGCUGUUUUAAGUAGGUGGCCUUCUCUCCAUGUACCUGCAGAUGUUCUCUUUCGGCUUGGCACCUCAUGUCCAAGUCCUGGUGGCUGAUUUCUAUUUGACAGUCCCUCCUAUGCUCAACCCCCUCAUUUAUGGCAUAAAGAUGAAGCAGAUCCAGGAAGGGAUCUUCAGACUGCUGGGGAAGUUGGCAGGACUCAAUAUCUCACAAGCUGAUAAAGACCAGUCAGAUGUUGAGAGAGGUAGGCACCGCCAGAAAAUAAUUUAUCCCAUCCUAGAAUAGGUGUGAAGUUAAGUGCAAUG
This is a messenger RNA of Haliaeetus leucocephalus (bald eagle), 1155 nucleotides long. Its product is annotated as olfactory receptor 52K2-like. Gene Ontology annotation, cellular component: membrane. Gene Ontology annotation, biological process: G protein-coupled receptor signaling pathway. Gene Ontology annotation, molecular function: G protein-coupled receptor activity; olfactory receptor activity. The record is from RefSeq and is a predicted model, not a curated record. The transcript has a single exon. NCBI's taxonomy places the organism in Eukaryota, Metazoa, Chordata, Aves, Accipitriformes, Accipitridae.